CCACGCCCACCACGCAGCCACGCCCAAGCGUCUGACGUCAGCACGCCUGCGUCGCGGCGCGGCGCUGACUGGGGGCCCGGCUUUCGCCCGCUGCUGCCGCCGCCGCCGCCGCCGGCCGCGGCUGCUCUCCCAAGAUGGCGGCUCAUCCGGGCGAGUAUUUCAGCGUCGGGAGCCAGGUGUCGUGCCGGACGUGCCAGGAGCAGCGGCUGCAGGGAGAGGUGGUAGCCUUCGACUACCAGUCCAAGAUGCUGGCUUUAAAAUGUCCCUCAUCCAGUGGAAAGCCCAACCACGCAGACAUCCUGCUCAUAAACUUACAGUACGUUUCAGAAGUGGAAAUAAUUAAUGACCGAACAGAAACUCCUCCUCCCCUAGCUUCACUCAAUGUUAGUAAGCUUGCCAGCAAAGCACGGACGGAGAAGGAGGAGAAGCUGAGCCAGGCCUAUGCAAUCAGCGCUGGUGUCUCCGUCGAGGGCCAGCAGCUCUUCCAGACCAUCCACAAGACCAUUAAAGACUGUAAAUGGCAAGAAAAAAACAUCGUAGUCAUGGAAGAAGUUGUUAUUACACCCCCCUAUCAAGUGGAAAACUGUAAAGGCAAAGAGGGGAGUGCACUGAGCCAUGUACGCAAAAUAGUGGAAAAGCAUUUUAGAGACGUGGAAAGCCAAAAGGUCCUGCAGCGCUCACAAGCCCAGCAACCACAGAAGGAGGCUGCCCUGUCGUCCUGAGGCCAUGCGGCGGGGACCUCGGCACCCAGCGCACGGUGGCGGCUCACGGAGGCAGGCCGGGGAGGGGAGGGACCUCAUGUUUCCUGCUGGCUCCUGCUCCCGGGGGCCAGCGCGUCCAGUCUUAGACUUGAACAGACAAACACCCAACAAAA
Molecule: messenger RNA, 874 nt
Organism: Octodon degus (degu)
Lineage: Eukaryota; Metazoa; Chordata; Mammalia; Rodentia; Octodontidae
Gene: Lsm12
Product: LSM12 homolog
Exons: 5
Coding region: 135-722 (195 amino acids)
Molecular function (GO): RNA binding
Source: RefSeq, a predicted model, not a curated record